Molecule: messenger RNA, 1344 nt
Organism: Trichoderma atroviride IMI 206040
Lineage: Eukaryota; Fungi; Ascomycota; Sordariomycetes; Hypocreales; Hypocreaceae
Cellular component (GO): Swr1 complex
Molecular function (GO): nucleosome binding
Source: RefSeq, a predicted model, not a curated record
AUGGCGGGCGGUCGCAAAUCCAAGGCCGCGGCUCCAGCUCGCCCCCAGAACACGCUCGUCCUCGACAAUGGCGCCUGGACGCUCAAGGCCGGCCUCGUCUGCGGCGGCUCCAUCCCCGAGCCUCGCGUCGUCCAAAACUGCAUCGCGCGCGAUCGCUCAAAGAAGAUUUACGUUGCGUCGGAGCUCGACAGAUGCCGGGACUUUGGCGAGAUCCAGUUCCGACGGCCGGUCGAGAAGGGCUAUCUGGUCAACUGGGAGGCGCAAAAGGAGAUUUGGGACCAGGAGCUGUUUGGCGACAAGGCACAGCUGAAAUGCGACCCCAGCGAGACCCGGCUGAUGCUCACGGAGCAGCCGAAUGCGCUGCCCGUGCUGCAGACGAACUGCGACCAGAUUGUCUUUGAGGAGUACGGCUUCUCGAGCUACUACAGAGGCGUUGGCUCGACGUUCAAUGCAUAUCACGACCUGCAGAGCCUCUUCCGUACGCCAAAAGACGCCCUUACAGCCGCCAACACGCCAGCUGAGAUUAUGCUGGUAGUCGAUUCCGGCUUUUCGCACACGACAAUCACUCCCCUCCUCGGCGGACGACCCCUCCACUCGGCCAUUAGGAGAAUCGACAUUGGCGGCAAGUUCCUGACAAACUACAUGGCUCGCCUCAUCUCCCUGCGCCAUUUCGACAUGCGAAACGACUUGUACAUUGUCAACGAGAUGAAGGAAGCGUCGUGCUACGUUUCUGCCGACUUCAAGAGAGAUCUAGAACGCACAUGGAAGGGAACGAGAGGAGAGAAGCGCGAGGAUUACAUCUCCGGAGCUGGGAUUGUCAAAGACUACGUUCUGCCAGAUUUUCACACUAGGCACAAGGGUAUCCUCCGUGAAUACGAUCCUGCUCAGCAUACGAAAUCCAAAAAACUGGCCGCAGCAGGCCACUCAGAAGAAGACGUCUUGACUCUGCGAAACGAGCGAUUCACCGUCCCAGAACUCAUCUUCCGUCCGUCAGACGUGGGUAUGCGACAGCCCGGUCUUGCAGACGCCAUUCAGCAAUCUCUCCACGAGCUGCCCAUUGGCCUCUGGCCUGGCCUUCUCGCCAAUAUCGUUGUAGUCGGCGGUAGCUCUCUGUUCGACGGGUUCAUUCAGCGCCUGCAAAAGGAGCUCGUGCAGCUUGUCCCCGACGACUGUAUCGUCCGCGUCGCCCGCCCUGCGGAUCCCAUCACCAACACAUGGUACGGAGCCGCCCACAUGGCAAAUCAUCCAAACAUCGAAAAAGUGGCCGUCACGAAGCAAGAGUACGAAGAGAACGGCAGUGCAUGGAUAGCCCGCAAAUUCUCAACAGGCCUCUUGACUCCCUGA